UCCAACAGAUUGUGACUCAGCUUGAAACCGUUCCGGUUCCACAUACUACUUUCAACAUUUUCUGCAAAUUAAUUUUCAUAAAACUCUUGAAGACGAAGACGAAUCGAAAAACCAGGCAGCUAGAGUUUGCUUCUUCUCUGCUUUCUCCGGCCACUCUCCGAUGCUGAUACUUCUAUACACAAGUGUGGAAGAAGAACUGAGGAAGGGUAGUAUUCUGUAAAGGGUAUCGAGUUUGAUCAGAAAAAAAUGGUGCAAGGUCUGUCACCGAGCACUCUGACUGCGUUUUUCUAUGGUGGGCUAUGUGGGUCGAUGCCUUCGUGGAGGAAGCAAUUCAAACUAAUGAGCAAAACCCCGAUAAGUUCUGGUGUCGAAAGGUGUGGUAUCUGGCAUGUGGGCCGUCAAAGCUUAUUUGUAAGAGGUAACACCGAUGUGGUAAGACAAAGGAAAGUGAGGGUGGAAGCUGGGUGGCUGUUUAAAGGGGGUGAUCAGGGGUUGAAUGCAAGCUCGGAGCGGAGCGAGAGUGCUAAUGAGGAUAUUUUGAUAUUCUUUUUCCAGCUAGACCUGGCAACUCGAGUACAGUAUGCUUUGAACACGGAACAGUAUGAUUUUGCACAACAACUAAGAAACAAGCUGUAAAAAUGGCGAAUUGAAGCUGAGGUUAUUAAGCAGCAGGAGGCAAAAAGGGCGUCUCCAAAGAGUGAAGCUCAAGAUAAGGCGAUAAGUAUCAUUUGUCUACGUGCGGACCUGCAGAAUGCAAUUGAGAGCGAGAAUUAUGCCGUGGCAGCCAAGCUAUGAGAUGCGAUUUCUAAACAGGAGGCAGUGUCACUGGAUGCAUCCGCCAAAGCUUUGGCACAUGAAAAUGCUAAUUAUUCAUUUCGUUUGGGACAAAGCGUGAGCCAUAAAAUUUUUGGCUAUCGAGCCGUGGUUUGUGGAAUGGAUGCGGUGUGUUCCGAGUCAAGUUCAUGGAUGGAAACUGCACAGGUUGAAAAGCUGACACGCGGUUCUAAUCAGCCAUUUUAUCAGAUUUUGGUCGAUGUACAUGCUGACCCUAACCUUCUGGUGGCAUAUGUUUCUGAGGAGAAUCUUUUAGCUCCUGAAGAACCAGAUGUGGAUCGAUUUGAUCAACCCUACAUUUCAUUUUUGUUCUACGGGAUGGAUGCAGCUGGCGAUUUCAUCCCCAUCAGGCAAUUGCGAGAGAAGUACAAUAGGCCACGACACGAAAUCCCCUAUGAUCCACUGGAUGAGGGGCAAGGAAGUGAUGUUUAGACAAAUCCCGGAAACUGACCUUGUAUAAGAUACUGGUUUACAUAGAGCCCGUCAAUAUAUUCGUUUCUUCUGCCUUAAAUGACGGCAUUUUGUCUUAACUUUGAGGAAAUAUGCACAAAUACAAGGGUUACGAACUCUUAAUCAAAAAAAGCAUUCGGGUUAGCGUCCUUCA
Molecule: messenger RNA, 1438 nt
Organism: Pyrus x bretschneideri (Chinese white pear)
Lineage: Eukaryota; Viridiplantae; Streptophyta; Magnoliopsida; Rosales; Rosaceae
Product: clp protease adapter protein ClpF, chloroplastic
Molecular function (GO): DNA binding
Source: RefSeq, a predicted model, not a curated record